AUGAACGUCGUUCUUCCACCGAGAGCGCGUACGCUCUGGGGCCAUGCGCCCCGCGCACGAUCAAUCACUCGACGCCGACGCGCCUUCGCCACUGUAGCCAGCGACACUAGGCCCUACGAUGUCGUCGUUAUCGGCGGCGGCCACGCCGGAACCGAAGCCAGCGCCGCAGCCGCCCGCUCAGGCGCCCGAACCGCGCUCGUCACCCCCAAGCUCGAUAAUCUAGGCAUAUGUUCCUGCAAUCCCAGUUUCGGUGGUAUUGGGAAGGGCACCAUGCUGCGCGAGAUCGACGCCUUAGAUGGAGUGGUCGGGCGCAUCGUGGACAAGGCGGGUGUGCAGUUCAGGGUUCUGAAUAAAAAGAAGGGCUCUGCGGUCUGGGGUCCACGAGCGCAGAUUGAUCGUGCGCUGUACAAGAAGAAUAUGCGGGAGGAGAUGACGAGUUAUAAGAAACUAUCAGUUGUGGAGGGUAGUGUGGCGGAUAUUGUGGUGCAGAGGGAGGGGGCGCAGGAGGAGGGAAGACAUGGCAGGAUUACGGGAGUGAGGUUGGAGAAUGGGGAGAUCAUACCCACUAGCAAGGUCAUCAUCACGACUGGGACAUUUCUGGGCGGAGAGAUACAUAUCGGGCUGGAGGCGUACCCAUCUGGCCGCAUGGGAGAGGCCGCCACUUUCGGAUUGAGCAAGUCGCUGCGGACAGCAGGCUUCAAGCUGGGACGUUUGAAGACGGGUACUCCGCCGCGGCUAGAUCGAAAAACAAUCGAUUUCGAAGGAUUAGAAGUUCAGCCGGGCGACGAGCCGCCAAUGCCGUUCAGCUACUUAAACGACUCGGUAGACGUAAGGGAUCAGCUCUUGUGUCACAGCACCUAUACCAACCCAGCUACACACGAGAUCAUCAGAGCGAACCUUGACAAGAGCAUACAUAUCCGGGAAACCGUCAAAGGACCGAGGUACUGUCCAUCUCUGGAAUCCAAGAUCAUCCGAUUCAGUGACAAGACUGCGCAUAUCAUCUGGCUGGAGCCGGAAGGCUUCGACAACGACGUCAUCUACCCGAAUGGCAUAUCCAUGACCGUACCCGCAGAUGCGCAGGAGGCCAUGCUGAAGACUAUCAAAGGCCUUGAGAAUGUGAAGAUGCUGCAGCCCGGCUAUGGUGUGGAAUAUGACUACAUAGACCCGCGUGGUCUCCGCUCAACGUUGGAAACAAAAGCUAUCAGCGGCCUCUUCCUUGCAGGUCAGAUCAAUGGGACGACAGGCUACGAAGAAGCCGCGGCCCAGGGCGUGAUCGCUGGCAUUAAUGCUGGUCUAGCCGCCCAGGGCAAGGAGCCCAUGGCGUUAUCCCGCGCGGACGGCUAUAUCGGUAUCAUGAUCGAUGAUCUCAUCACUAAAGGUGUGAGUGAGCCGUAUCGGAUGUUCACCUCGCGCAGCGAGUACCGCAUGAGCGCACGAGCCGAUAAUGCUGACCUAAGACUUACGGCCAAGGGUAGAGAGGCUGGCGUCGUAGGCGACAAGCGCUGGUCUCGGUUCACCGACGAGAAGGGACAGAUGGACGAGCUCAUCAGGAUCUUGGCUGAGAAGAAGAUGAACUCUGCCAGCUGGCAGGGUGCAGGCUUCCAAGUGCGCGAAGAUAGCGUUCGCCGCAGCGCCUUUGAGGUGCUUCGCCUUUCCGGGGUCAACACAGCCAGCCUUCUUGAUAUAGUACCUGAGAUCAGUCGCUAUCCGCCUCGCAUCCGCGAUCGUGUCGAUAUCGAAGCAGUCUACGCACCCUAUGUUGAGCAGCAGAAAACCGCCAUGAGGGUUUUCUUAAAGGAUGAGAGCUUGCACCUGCCAGCUGAUCUAGACUACGCGAAGAUCCACGGGCUCAGCAUGGAAGAGAAGGCGUUGCUUGCUGCGACUAGACCGGAGAGCGUCGGUCAAGCAAGAAGGAUUGAAGGUAUGACGCCUCACGGCGCCCUUAGGUUACUAGCUUUCGUAAAAGGUGAGAGCCGAGCGAAGAGGAGGGAGCAAGUCUUCACAGAGGCUAUGGCGAGGAAGGAAGGUGCCAUGAGCGCUGCCACCGAACUUCUGUAA
Coniosporium apollinis CBS 100218 is the source of this 2058-nucleotide messenger RNA. RefSeq names its product tRNA uridine 5-carboxymethylaminomethyl modification enzyme GidA. The record is from RefSeq and is a predicted model, not a curated record. The transcript is spliced from 2 exons. NCBI's taxonomy places the organism in Eukaryota, Fungi, Ascomycota, Dothideomycetes. The coding region runs from base 1 to 2058 and encodes 685 amino acids. Gene Ontology annotation, biological process: tRNA wobble uridine modification; tRNA methylation. Gene Ontology annotation, cellular component: cytosol. Gene Ontology annotation, molecular function: flavin adenine dinucleotide binding.